AUGAUUGGUGGAAGCAAGAACUCUGGAGCAUCUCCUCCUUUGACGCUGGAAAGCGUAAACGCCACCCUGUUGGGCUCUGAACAUGAUAAGAGCACAGCGGGGCAGGAGGAUCUUUGGAACAUGGAUCUAUCCACCCUUUUCGCUUUGGAGACUGAGGAACCCAGGCGUGCGGCUCCGGCGAGAUCCUCGUCGGCUCGGGAACCCAGAGAAGCACUCAAGAAGCACAUGCAAUGCCAACGCCGCCCUUCGCUUCCUAGAAAACUUUCCAAGAGCAACCUUUCUGUUUCGUUUGGUACGAGGGAAGUUCGAGUCUUUGAACGCAUCCUCGGAGAUAACCCGGCUUGCCAAGGUGGGGGCCCUUCCCUUUCUAUUGGUUGGAAUUAUGAAGAGAAGCCUCCAGUUGGCUUGGAUAGACCCGUGGCGCGGCCCAGGUCUUUGUCUCCAGUGCGAUCUUUGUCUCCAGUGCGAUGGGCUGAUGCAGCUGCUGGUGCCAUGAACCUGAAGAAUACUAGUCGAAAGAAAAGCUUGGUGAUGUCCGCAUCCAAGCGAGAGAAGAUGGCCAAGAACCUUGGAUACACGAAGGAAGACAUUCAGAAGAAUGUAGCCCAGGUGCAAAAGGUUCAGAGACAACGCGUGAGGACUGUGAAGGCCUUGAAACAAGAAGAGCUCAAACAGUUCUGUGCUCAUAAAAAUCUGGCGGUUCAGACCUGGAUGGCAGGUCUCACGGCAUAG
Molecule: messenger RNA, 732 nt
Organism: Seminavis robusta
Lineage: Eukaryota; Bacillariophyta; Bacillariophyceae; Naviculales; Naviculaceae
Source: the annotation of a GenBank genome assembly